Molecule: messenger RNA, 9582 nt
Organism: Sphaerodactylus townsendi
Lineage: Eukaryota; Metazoa; Chordata; Lepidosauria; Squamata; Sphaerodactylidae
Gene: SHOX
Product: short stature homeobox
Exons: 5
Coding region: 396-1310 (304 amino acids)
Biological process (GO): regulation of transcription by RNA polymerase II
Cellular component (GO): nucleus
Molecular function (GO): sequence-specific double-stranded DNA binding; DNA-binding transcription factor activity, RNA polymerase II-specific
Source: RefSeq, a predicted model, not a curated record
CCAAAGCGUGAUGAAAUGCAAAGAAAGCCAAUUGCUGGCCUGAGGUGGGGAAGCGCGCUCCUCCGAGUCCGCCCGCGACUAUGGAACAGGCAGUAAUUGCUGGAGACAGCCAGGGCUGGGGGGGCCGGGCCGAGGUAGCCCGGUAUAAAUAGUGGGAUCUCAAAUUGAAAGGCAUAAAUAACAGCAGGAGGGAUCUCGCCCCAUACCCAGCGCCCCGUCUUGCGCGCUGUCUUGCCGCCGCCGGUGCCGGAGAGCCAGGAUGAUUUAAAGCACCCCGGCGCGCACCCGCCCGCGCCCCGGCACCCUUGGGCAGAGGACGCGGCCGGCUCUCGGGAGUGGGCGCCACCCCCACCCCGCCGGGUCUCGGCGUGGCUAAGGUUCGCUCGGCCCUCGCCAUGGAGGAGCUCACCGCCUUCGUCUCCAAGUCUUUCGACCAGAAGAGCAAGGAGAGCAGCGGCGGCGGCGGCGGCGGCGGCGGGGUAGGCGGCGGCGGCGGCCCCGGCGCCAAGAAGGACACCAUCACCUACCGGGAAGUGCUGGAGAGCGGGCUGGCGCGGUCGCGGGACCUGGCCGCCUCGGACGCCGCCAGCCUGCAGGAGCUGGCCGAGAGCGGCGCCCACUGCCCCGUGCACCUCUUCAAGGAGCACCCGGAGAGCGACAAGGACAAACUGAAGGACUUCAACCACGCCGGCAGGACCGCCGAAGGGAUCUACGAGUGCAAAGACAAGCGGGAGGACGUGAAAUCCGAAGACGAGGACGGCCAGACUAAACUGAAGCAGAGGAGAAGCCGAACCAAUUUCACACUGGAGCAGCUGAACGAGCUGGAGCGGCUCUUCGACGAGACGCACUACCCGGACGCCUUCAUGCGGGAGGAGCUGAGCCAGCGGCUGGGGCUGUCCGAAGCCCGGGUCCAGGUUUGGUUCCAGAACCGAAGAGCCAAAUGCCGAAAGCAAGAAAACCAGAUGCAUAAAGGGGUGAUCCUAGGGACGGCCAGCCACUUGGACGCCUGCCGAGUGGCGCCCUACGUCAACAUGGGCGCUCUGAGGAUGCCUUUCCAGCAGGUAGUCCAAGCUCAGCUGCAGCUGGAAGGAGUCACCCACGCACACCCUCACCUCCACCCUCACCUGGCUGCGCAUGCCCCUUACCUGAUGUUCCCUCCUCCCCCUUUUGGACUCCCAAUUGCUUCAUUGGCAGAUUCAGCCUCUGCAGCUGCCGUGGUGGCUGCAGCUGCAAAGAGCAACAGCAAAAACUCAAGUAUUGCAGAUUUGAGGCUGAAGGCCAGGAAACACGCAGAGGCCCUGGGGCUUUGACAUUUCCUUCCCAGAUGCCUGUUCGUUGCCAAGGAUGGACAAUAAUUCUCCCUCCUCAUCUCCUUUAGCCCAUCUCCAAGCUUGGCUGGGAUCUGGACAGUUGUUACUUUUCAAAAGGCCUGUCAGUACUUCUAGAGAUGAUCCGCACUGGCCAGUCCUGUUCCCUUCUUCCUUUCAGCAACUUAUUCAGUUGAUCUGAGAACUGAAGGACUCGUCCACCUUACCAUCACAUUUAUAAAAGAGCACUUAGUGCUAAUUAUUAAACUGUUCUGUUGCUGCCAGAUGAAUAGGGAGAGAACACCCUGAAUCCCGACAUAAUGCAUCGGUUUAGAACAAAAAUCCAGACAACCUUCGGAGGAAAGUCAGUGAGGGGGAAAACCCAUCAACCCAAGUGAAAUCUGUGCCACUUGGAACACUUGGAGUUUGACCCUGGCCAAAGUGAUCAUCCUGUCAGCCCAAUGCCGCCUGCUGCCGCCAGUUUUGCUAUCUUGUGCAUGUGCCUAACUUUAAACACCAUUUGAAAAAUCACCAAUUACAUUGAAACAAGAAAGCUUAAAAAGUAUCCUUGGGGCUGGUCUCCAUUAAGAUGAUGUUUCUUCUUUGUUGCCAACAGUAUUAUUUCAAUCCCAUGAAUUUCUUCCAUCACCGUGGACUGCUGCUGCUACCGCUGCUGCAGAACUGCUUUGAAUUUAAAUGUGGAAUUUCAGAUCUGAGACAAGGCAGUUUUCUUUAAACAAAGCAGCAAUAACACAAACAUGUGUCCAAAAGGCUACAUCUUUUGCAUGGAACAAACAGCAGUGGAAGAGUGUGUGAAAAGAGAAAGAGAGAGAAACCCAAAUGUGUGGUAACGGGGACAAUUAUGUACACAUCUGUUUUAUUAAGUACCAUCUGAACCAGCCACAUUGCUCAUGCCAUAUGAACAGGUUUAUUUCAUCACUUUUAUUUCCAAAUGUCUGGAUCUCUCAAUAGAAAACCAUGCUGGUUUACAGGAUCUAGAAUGGUCGAUUCAUCUGUUAAAGAUGGACACACACUUUAAAAGGCAUAAUACUGAUGCAGCAUUAAUUUUAGUGAAAUGCAAUUAAGUGCAGUAAAGUGCAAUACUGUAUAUAUUAUAGAUUAAAAGGAAAAAAAAACAGCUGCACAUUCUUAUUCUGUUCAUAGCCAACUUUGUAGGAACUGUAAUCUGGUCCUAUGUGCUCAGACCUGAGAGUUGCCGUUUUGUUGCCAAAAUAAUUUAGUUCUGAGCCUUCUAUAGAUUGGUAAAUAAAUAUGAAUUGCAUAUAUAAAAGAGAAAAUGCCAUGAUUUUGAAUCCAGUUCACGUGCCAUAUUUCUGGGCACUAAGCUCAAAAGUCUGUAUUAAUUAUUAUAAUAAUUAUUAUUUUGUUUGAUAUCACAGCUGCCAGUUCUUUAGCUGGUUGUUGGCCUUUCAUUACAAUUUGAGCCUCACCCAGAGGCCUAGGAAGCUGUAAUGUAUCGGCCUAGUAUUCUUGCAGACCCCAGCAGGGCAGCCUUCUGAAUCUGACAGAUGUUAAUUUUGUUGAUUUGAAGAUGUUUCAAGUGCUGCCCUAGUGUUUUUGGAAUGGCGCCUUAUUAUUGUUAUUAUUAUUAUUAUUUGGCAAUUGUUUUGAAAUAAGGAAAUAACAACCAAGUCAGUGGCAUAUAGAGGUGGACAAGUUCAGUGGCUGAGUUUUUUUAAAAAAGGACAAAAUUUGUACAUAUCACAUAUCAGUUGCUUUUAAGUACAUCAGAUAGUAUAAUUUACCAUUACUCAUAAAAAUGGGAGAAAUCCUUUGAACUGAAAUUACCAAAGUGUCUGGGUUAAUUAUACCCAUCUCCCUCACUUUUAUGUAAAUCCCUUUAAACCAAUGCAUUAACUGGUGCUUCUUUUGGAAAAAAUACUGGUCUUGUCAACUUCUACCACCCUGUUUAUGCCUUUAGUAACAAGGCCUAAUGGUUGGAAUCUUUGCCUCUCAAUAUCAAUGUCAUAAAGUCAUUCAGCUUUUGCAUUUCCCUCCAGGGUAUUUAUAAUUUGUUUUUAAAGAAAUAUGUUUGCAGUUUGAGAUAAUGGCUAAUUUUGAUCAGUGUCCACAGGACAGAAAACAAAAAUCAUUGCAUUUUCCCCCCAAAGUAGAGAUCUGCAAUUCCUGCUUCUUCCUUCCAGUGUUGGUAUUUUCCAACUAACGUGUAACCUCAUUGUUGGGAUUUUAUCCCCUCUUCCUCCACAUAUUUAUUUUGUGUAAAGUGAUUUUAUUUUGGACAUGUUUAAGCAUUGAUACAUGAUUCCUGACUUUCCUACCUCUUUGUGAAAGCCCCAGUACCUCGUAAAGCCAAGACUAUAGUGCAAACCUAAAAUUAAAUUAAAUAGAGCUGCAAUCCUGCCUGCAAUUGUAUGCUUGUAGAUACAACAAAAUAAGCUAUACAGCACACUGUAAUAUUAAAAUCAGCUUUGCACAGGUUGACAGCCAUGGUGUCCUUCAGAGAAGCCUGGGAAUUUGGUUUUCUGAGACCAUUAAAUCUUCUGGCAGAUGUCCUGAGUAUUGACAUGUAACUACAGUUCCCAGUAUUCUUUAGAGAAAAGCCAUGACAGUUAAACUGGUUUUGAGUUUGUAGCAUGAAUGUGCUGCACAAUCUGGGUAAGUGUGCAAGGUUGCAGCUGUUAAAGAACACAGUCUAUAAGGAAUGUCUUGUGCAAAAGUCCCACUGAAUUCAACUAAUGGGAGUAGCACAAGAAGCUGAAUUUUGGACUGUACUUUAUGCUAGAGAAUGAUAGAAAAACUGGAGUCAAGCAGUAAAUACCUUAUGAACCUGUAUAUACAAUGAGAAAAUUAAAACAUAUUUAUAAUAAGAAGUAAUCAUAUACUACCACAGAAAAUAGUGAAUAUUUCUUCUCUUUCUCAUACAGCUUCAACAUGUAGGUGGGAGAAGGGGACCUUUUGGAUCCAGUUAAUUUCAAUGCAGUCAAUAUUGUCCCAUUUAAUUCAGCAUGAAGAAGCAGAAGUCUAUGGCAAUACAUAUUUGGUGGGGUAGAUUUACAAGUAUUUAGGGCAUGAUAUGACAAAGUAACAUGACAGAUACAUUCCACUAGAACUGAACCCCUAUCUACUGUGUGAGGGCUAAUAAAAGAUUCAUAUUAUACAAUACCCAAUUAAUACAUGCUGACUGCUACAGAAUUUCAUGCUUUAAAAUGAAGAACUCCUUUCUUCCAGGUCUUGGACUAUUUCUAUCAAAAGAAAUUGUUGACUUUUAAUAUGACUAAUAUGUCAAUCAGCUAAGCCCAUUAAAUGGACCCAUUUUGGCCCUUUAAAACCAGGAUCAGAUUUUUCAAAGCACAAAAGGCCAUCUUUAGUGAAAAUAAUGGAAGUUAAGCUAAUCUGCUGUUUUAUACCUUCGUAUUCUCUUUGGGAGCUAUCUGCCACCUUUAGUAAAAGAGGUUCUUCAGCCCCUAACCCAACAGCCACAUUUCUUUGUGUGACAUUGUCCAUAUGAUAGAUUUCUGUUAUAUUAGGUAACCUUUAUACCAACUUGAGAUUUUCUCUGACACUGAUAAUCCCAUAUAGUACGAGCUUCGUAUGCCAAUAAUACUUUUAUUUUCAUAAACAAUGUACCAAUGUCAUGCAAUCAUUUUCAUGCAUCUGCAAAAUUCUGUACACUUGCUUUGUAACAUGGAGUACUGGCCACUGUUGGAGGCAGCAUCUUGGAUUACAUGGACCACUGGUGCGAUGUUUUCUUGGUUAGUACAAUACAAUUGGUCCAAAACUAAUUUUUCUUCCAGAAGAUAACUGUUGGUUUUAUAUUCUGAUGCUGAAGAAUGGAAUUUGCAUCUCAUAGUGCUAUCUAUUGUGCAGUUAUGCACAGCUAAGUCCCAGUUAAAUCCACGCACCUUGUGCACAUAACAUACAACUUAGCUCCUACUGGAUUGUGACAGUUGUGUUCAGGACUGAGUUGGGGAAUUGCUGUUUUUGCCAGUUAGCAGGGGCCACUUCGGAUGUCAUUUAUUCCUGAUCAAUAGUAUAUCACUUAUAAAAUGUGGCAGGUACAUUUAUUUUUCCCAGAAAUGCAUUUGCCACUUACCCAGUCCAUGUUUUGCUACACAAUAAAUUCAUUUGCUUCACUUUACAUCAUAAGGUGUAAUGUAUUUCUUCCCUGCACAGAAGUUAGCUUGGUGUAGGAAAACUGUCAGCUAUUAGCCAUUUCAUCACAUAGUUUGCAGAGACAUACGCUGCAAUCCUGUGCAAAAUUGUUGAAGUCGAAAACUAUUGACUUUCGCGGGCUUAGACUGGCAUACUGCUACAUAGGACUGCAAUGUUAAUCUCUCUCUUGGAAAAGAGGAAAAGGGUUUGGGAUGAGUGUCAACUGCAGGAGACUGAAGAAGUAACCACCGCUGAAGAAUCUACAGAACAGAGCAGCAGAUAGCAUCAGAAAUAUUUCCCUGGUUUUCAUUUAAUAUGUAACAAUAACAGCAGAUAUUGUUCUUCCAAAAGCUUGGGAGGCAGUUUUUUCUAGACAGCUAGAGGUGACACAUUUCCCAUGCGAUGCCCAUUCAUUCUGGUAUUAUUGCUGAUCAGCCUCUUGCCAAAAAACCCUGUUUUUUUCAGUGCUUCUAAAUCUGCUAAUCUGAUUAAUCAGAAACAAAAAAAAUGGAACAAAAGAAAUGAGUUGUUCCCCUUGGAAUCAAUGAUUUAUCAUAUCACUCUUCCCUAGAAUAACUUGUCUAUCUCCAGUGACAAAAAUGAAGGUGCUAGUUUUUUCCUGUAGUUUUUUUUACUCAGCAAAUGAAUAAUCAACGUGACAAUCAUUUUCAAAAGGAACUUUACAUCUAGCUCUGAAUACAUACACAACUCCUCUUUUUUUUCCAGUGGCUAAUCCUAUAUAAGCAGAAACAAAAGAAUGCUCAUGAUUUUGCACAUUCACUGGGAAAUGUAUCUGCCUUCUGUUGGUGGCAGCUGUACCAACUAUCCAGGCUAUAGGUGGCUUGAUUCAUACUUUACUUUGCUGCACUGUUGCCUCUCUGUCUCAUAUAUUGUUUUCUGCUGUAGUUGAAGGAAUGAAUUGAACAUUCAAUCAUUUGCAAGGUUCAAAUGAUUUUCUUUACCGUCUCAGAGAAUUUAAAAGCUAUAAACUCCAGAAAUACAAAUUGAAUGAUCCAUUACGUGCUGCCAGGCCCAGCAGUCAAUGAGCGCAUCCAGACAUACCAAGAGAGACCUGUUCUUAUGGACCUGUACCAUCCCAAGAUAGAGGGGGGGGGGUCACUUGUUUGAAAGUAACCCUAUCCUAAAAGCUCCCUGCUUGUGGAAAGCUAUCACAUCCUACAUGAAGUUUCAGAACAAAAUGUAUAUCAUAUGCUAACUUUUCAUAUAUGGGGAACUCUUAAAACAGGAUUGUUUCAAUGAAGUGAUAGCUUGCAUGCAUUGCAAAGAGGGGACUAAAUUGUGUUUCAUUGCGUUUUAAAAAUAUCUCAGUGAUUAAAACAAUGAAAAAUAAUGCUGCAACCUAACCUUGGUGGAUUUUAUGAAAUAGGCUCUGGAAUUGCAUGCUAUUAUGGCUUGUAUUUAUGAAGGGCCAACUACACAGUGUGCCAAGGUCUCUGUGCUCUGUGUAUGUGUGUGAUAUUUCUCUCUAAAGCAAUUUCACUGACGUGAAUAUGCUCUGGUUGCCCCACCAUGUUUCUAGGUCAGCUGGAAGCAACAUGGUCUGCUGAAAAGUAGUUAGUUUUGGCUGACCUGAAAGGAAUUCAGGUCAGCCAGAACCCACACACUACAAAGAGUGCAACAAGCUGGAGAACACAGCGCAUAUGCAGAGUUCUCCAGACCUGCCACCUAUCUCAUGAUCUAGGCCAACUAGAUUAGGAGUGCAGAAGGAAUCAACAGGAGUGCAGAAGGAAAAGCCAGUGGUUUCUGAAUUUCCUUUCUUAAGAGGGCAGGGGUACAUAUAUAAUUGGAUAGAAAGAAUGCAGGUCUACAUUCCUUCCAUAUGCUUUUGUCAGUUUUCCUGAUUCAGAAUAGUCUAUAGGGCAAAUCCUUCUCUGCAGUCAAGGACGCAAUAUGUUGUGUAGUUUGGAAUCCAAAAGUUUCCCCAAGUAACUGGUUGCAUUUUCUUGCAGAUGUAGAAAGUGCAUGUGGAUAUUGUUCCCCAGGUGCAACAGGGUUAAAGAUGUGAAGUGGUUGUAUUGCAUGCUUAAUGCUCUCUUUCUGUAGUGUGGAUGGAUCACUAGAUCAAGGUAGCAGAGACUAAAAUUUGAGUGAGUUCAGACUGCAAUGAUGGUUAAACCGUUAACAUUCGCUGCAGCUGGAAUUCAUUUAAGUGAUAUGAUGCAGACCCCUGAUAUUUGAACUGUUUGCCAUGAAAUUCUAUUGUUUCUAAGAGAUGUUAUUCAGAAAUACUAAAGUGGUAUUACUUAUCAUUAUCUUAAUCUGAAAGAAUCAAUUUAAUCGUUUUAAUGCAUACAGUAUUAAAAUUAUAGAAAUGGCAGGUUCUGAUGAAAGCUGGAUACAGAAUCUUGGGCCUAUGUAUGUUUACUUUGAAGUAAGCCUUGCUAUGCUAAAGGCUUAUUCCUAGAUAAGUAGAAAAAGGAUUACAGCCUGAAAAUAUCCCCAUACUUGAUGGUGGUCGAAGCAGAAAGUAGUUUAAUUUCUGCAAAAUAUCUGUCCUGUAUUCUUCUCUCAAUAUGCAGUGUUUACAGUUUAUCAUCAUGAAUUCGAAUGUCAGUAAGAACAUUAAUAUGGUACAAUCAAUAUCUUGAAAUACAAACCGAUAAAUCAGAAAGGACUGGAAAUAAACAAGAAAUCUAAACACUGGCCUGGUGAUGUUAAAGGGAAUUAUGUCAAAGUAUUUUGAGAAAGAUAUGACUUUGAAGCGUGCUUCACCCAAAGUUAAGCGCUCACAAGUUCCAUCGAUUUCAGUUAGAGUUUUUAGGCACAUGAUGAACUGUUUCAGAGAAAGCAGUAGGAUUUUAUCAAUAUGAUCCACAGUCACACCCUCGUUAUCUCAUCACACCUGGGAAACUAUGUGGGGGUCAGUCCUGAUUAGUAGUUGAAUGGAGAUCACCAAAGAAAUCAAGGGUUGCUGUGCAGAUGCAGGCAAUGAAAAGCCCAAACUCUUGCCUUGAAAACCCUCUAAGGUCACCCUAAGGUGGCUAUGACUUGAUGGCAAAAAACUCCACCCAAACCAAACCAAAACAAUGACACUCUGCUUAGGAUAGCACUUCAUGAUGCUUAAUUUUGGGUCGGAUUAUGACCAAACAUUUUGACUUUUUAAAAAAUGAUAGUUUUGUAUCAACCUGUUAUGUCUGGAAUUUCUCACUCUCAAAAUUUUGCCUCAAAUAUAAGCCAGUAGCUCAUGAUUAAUCAAUUGCUUCAUCGUAAUGUACUUCUCAAGCAAACUACAAGCAGAAGGAUCAGUUUUUGAGGGGUGGGCACUCUGUUCUGUCUAUUCAGUGGUAUUGUUGCUGAAAUGAGCAGAGGUGGAGCAAGGGGAAACUGCGCCUUGGGAGCACGCGUGCCCUGCACCCCUGUCGUGGCAAUGCCUGCCCAACCCCGGAAUGCCCCCAGAACUCCCCCGCCAUGCCCCCUCGAUGGCCCGGCCACACCUUCGCUGCUGCUCCGCCCGGGGCAUCGCACCCCCCCGCCCUGUGGGUGCCAAGCCACUUGAAAUGAGUAGAGUGCCUUCAGUGACAGUAUGGGGUAGAUGACAAAUAUCAUCCAAGUAACACAGAAUAUAUCAAAUUUGCAUUGGGAAAAGUUUAUUGAAAGGCAUUCCGUUAAUAAAUCUUGGCCAAUGGUAUAUGUAAAUUGCAUCCCAGAGGCAAAUUCCUUUCUUUCUUUGUAUUGGCAUAUGUGGAUGUUUUAUUUAUUGUUUUGUUUUAAUGUAUACUAUUUUAAUUAUGUUGAGUGUAAAUUUGAUGUUGUUUUGAAUUAAAAAUAUUUUUAAGCAGUUGCUUAAGCUGGAUUUUGGGAAGUCACUAUAAUUGACUAUAUCACUGAAGGUUAUAAAUUCUGUAUGCAUAGUUUGAAUUUACAGGAAUUUAAGGGAAUUUUAUUAUAGGGAAAAACACCCUGUCUAAAACCAACUGUUUUAAAUUAUAUAGCCCUGUGCUAUUGUGGAAAUUUAAAGAAAAAUAGGCAUCUUUUAUAAUUUUAGUUAUGUUUUCAUACUUCUUCCUUUAUGAAUCCAUCAAUCACCUUAAGUUCUGCUUCCCGGUUGAAUUAUGUUAAAUCUCCUGUUUGAAUGUACAUCUUGUAAAACUGAUAUGAAUAAACUUAUGAAUAGUUGUAA